UGGACCAUUCUUUUAUAAUGGCAAAGAAAGAUGGCUCAAAUGCAUUUACAUUCUUUGCCAAAACAGAGGACACAAGGGCUAAAUGGAUCGAUGCAAUAAAACUGGCAUUAGAAUGCUUCCCCUCCCAAGGGAUAAAUUAUGUGAUGCACACGUUUGAUAAGCCUACGGAAUGUAGUGUGUGUCAUAAACUUCUGAGAGGUGUGUUUUUCCAGGGUUACAAGUGUACAGACCCAGGAAGUGAUAUUGCUGUGCAUAAGGAAUGUAUUGGCAAACCUCCAAAUACAGGCAGUAGAGGUAAGAUACUAAUUUUCAUGGGGGGACUGCUGAAUGGAGAUGAGGGCUGGUUCCCUUCACAACUUGUGCAAGAGGAAAAUAAUCCAAGGGUAAGAUGUCAUGUUCUGUCGAGCUUGUAUAUGUUGAUUGGCUUGUUAUAUAUGAAUGUGAUCUACAUGUUUGUAACCAGCUCUUUAUUGUCAUCAAUCCCAAAAACCCCCUAUUUGGAUGUGAAAAUGAAGAAUGGAACGCCCAGUAUUGUUGUGGAUAGCGAUGGAAUGUCCAGUCAGCUCAAUGUCUAUAAAUGGUAUGUUUGUGGGUCCAAUGGACAGGACACUGCCAAUCGCAGACUUGGCAACAUGCCAAACGGGACAUUCUUAAUUCGAGUCAGCGAGAACCCAGGCAGGAGAGGGGAAACCCCUUUGUAUUGUAGGUAUGAUAACCAGGUUCGUCACAUCAGAGUGGAGAAGAAUGCAGAAGGCUUGUUUUAUUUAGCUGAUACUAAAUUCUUUUCUUCUCUACCUGAAUUAGUGGAGUUCUAUCAGGAUAACUCACUAGCAGAUGGGUUUUCCCGGGGUGGUAAAAACCAAAAAUUUCCUUUCAAAUCUCAGGCUGGAGGAGGGGAGAAGUCAAGAAAAGAAUUACUAUGCAAAGGAUUUGGGCUACGCAAAGCGGUGUACGAUUAA
Molecule: messenger RNA, 959 nt
Organism: Saccostrea cuccullata (small rock oyster)
Lineage: Eukaryota; Metazoa; Mollusca; Bivalvia; Ostreida; Ostreidae
Product: proto-oncogene vav-like
Exons: 11
Biological process (GO): cell migration; regulation of GTPase activity
Cellular component (GO): cytoplasm
Molecular function (GO): guanyl-nucleotide exchange factor activity
Source: RefSeq, a predicted model, not a curated record